Eruca vesicaria subsp. sativa (arugula) is the source of this 618-nucleotide messenger RNA. The record is from the annotation of a GenBank genome assembly. Lineage: Eukaryota; Viridiplantae; Streptophyta; Magnoliopsida; Brassicales; Brassicaceae.
AUGGAAGCACUUGUUAUUGAUGCUGGGUCUAAGCUCCUGAAAGCACGAGCAGCGAUUCCUGAUCAGUUUCCUGCUAUGGUAAUUCCAUCUCAGAUGAAACGAAUGGUUGAUAUUGAUGAUGGGUCAUCUUCUUCAGCUGUUACUGUUUUGGAAGAUGUCACUCUUGACCCUAUUGAAAGAGGGUUCAUUAGAGACUGGGAUGUUAUGGAGGAUCUGUUGCGUUACAUUGUCUACUCUGGGAUUGGAUGGGAAGAAGGAAAUGAAGGCAAUAUAUUCUUCACUGAUCCUUUCUCUACUCCUAAGGCUAUUAGGGAGCAAUUGGUGCAGUUGAUGUUUAAAACAUUCAAUGUGUCUGGAUUCUAUGCAUCAGAGCAAGCAGUGUUGUCCCUUUAUGCUGUUGGGAGGAUCUCCGGGUGCACUCUUGAUAUAGGUCAUGGGAAGAUAGAUAUUGCCCCAGUUCUUGAAGGUGCUGUGCAGCACAUUGCCUCGAAACGCUUUGAGCUUGGUGGAACUGAUCUUACAAAACUGUUCGCCCAAGAGCUUAGAAAGUCCAACCCUUUGGUGAAUCUAAGCAUGUGCCGAGGACGAGAUUGCUUACGAGAAAACCCAAAACUGUGA